This is a messenger RNA of Oryza sativa Japonica Group (Japanese rice), 1424 nucleotides long. Its product is annotated as COP9 signalosome complex subunit 6-like. Gene Ontology annotation, cellular component: COP9 signalosome. Gene Ontology annotation, biological process: protein deneddylation. Lineage: Eukaryota; Viridiplantae; Streptophyta; Magnoliopsida; Poales; Poaceae. Gene Ontology annotation, molecular function: metallopeptidase activity; protein binding. The record is from RefSeq and is a predicted model, not a curated record.
ACCCAAAACCCUCCCCUCUCUCUCUCGCCUCACCACCGCCGUCGUCGUCGCCGCCGCCGCAACCCUCGCCGCCGGCGCUAGGCUCGCGACUCCGACGAUGUCGGCGCCAUCCGACCCCGCCGUGGCCACCCACCCGCAGGCGGGCGCCGCCGCGGCGGCGUCCUCCAGCAGCGGCCUCACCUUCAAGCUCCACCCCCUCGUCAUCGUGAACGUCUCCGACCACCACACCCGCGUGAAGGCCCAGGCGGCGUGCUCCGGCGACGGGGCCUCGUCUGCGGCGGCGGGGGGGCAGCCGCCGAGGGUGUUCGGGUGCGUGAUCGGGGUGCAGCGCGGGCGGACGGUGGAGAUCUUCAACAGCUUCGAGCUCGUCCUCGACCCUGUCUCCGGGACCCUCGACCGCGCCUUCCUCGAGAAAAAGCAGGAGCUCUAUAAGAAGGUUUUCCCCGACUUCUAUGUGCUGGGUUGGUACUCCACUGGAAGCGAUGUGCGGGACACUGAUAUGCAAAUCCACAAGGCUCUGAUGGACAUUAACGAAAGUCCCGUUUAUCUUCUUUUGAAUCCUGCAAUCAACCUCUCCCAGAAGGAUCUCCCUGUAACAAUUUAUGAGAGUGAGUUGCAUGUUAUCGAUGGGAGUCCGCAGCUCAUCUUUGUCAGAGCUAAUUAUACAAUUGAGACUGUAGAGGCAGAGAGGAUAUCUGUUGAUCAUGUUGCCCAUCUCAAACCAUCUGAUGGUGGCUCUGCGGCGACUCAAUUGGCUGCUCAUCUGACAGGAAUACACAGUGCCAUCAAGAUGCUCAAUAGCAGGGUCCGUGUUAUCCAUCAAUAUCUUGUUUCCAUGCAGAAAGGUGAUAUGCCACUGGACAAUUCGCUGCUUAGGCAAGUCUCAAGCCUAGUAAGAAGGCUACCAGCAAUGGAGUCAGAAAAAUUCCAAGAUGACUUCCUAAUGGAAUACAAUGACACCCUCCUCAUGACUUACCUUGCUAUGUUCACUAACUGUUCAAGCACAAUGAAUGAGCUGGUCGAGAAGUUUAACGCGACAUACGAGAGGUCGACUGCCAGGAGAGGAGGCCGAGGUGCUUUCAUGUAGAUUUUCCCCCUUCUGCAUCUGCAGCUGGUUCUCUGCUGAGAUUUUGGAAAUAGUUACCCAUAUGGCCAGGAAGUUUUUGCGUAUAAUCUGUUAGGAACUAUAUCUGGCAGCCAUCAAGUUUCUUCCAAACUCAUGCUCCCUCGUUCAGGAUUGACACGGCAAACAUGUUGAUAUUCUUGAUUCUGUGCCUAGAUCGUUGUUUAUUCCUCAUUCGCCAAGAUUGACAUGUAAAGUUUAUCCCCAUCACCCCCAUGGUAGUUACACUAUUUGACUCCCUAAAUGGAUAUGGAUGCAGGUUUCCUGAGUUAUGCUUGUAAAUUUCUUUAGGUUAACUGUA